Neurospora tetraspora is the source of this 1043-nucleotide messenger RNA. RefSeq lists its product as uncharacterized. The transcript is spliced from 3 exons. The record is from RefSeq and is a predicted model, not a curated record. Bases 342 to 932 code for a protein of 196 amino acids. NCBI's taxonomy places the organism in Eukaryota, Fungi, Ascomycota, Sordariomycetes, Sordariales, Sordariaceae.
CUGCAAGCUGAUGAAUGCACCCCACUUCGGCCGUGAUGGGACGCGGGAUUCCUGUACAGGUACCAACAUAGAAAUGUGAGGUUAUAAGAUCGAGUGACGACCCUGGUUUUUCUUCCUCGAAGCUUUCCUUCGUGUUUCUCUUUUUUACACUUUCCUCUCAAGUUGUCAAGUUCUGAACCAACUACCCGCAUACAAGUAUAUACCCAUCUGUGAGUACUUACCACUAUACCGUUGGUUCCGGUGCUUCGUGUUGGAGACGGGAGCGAAACCGCGCCAGCUGUGCCGUGUCUACAAGCCUGCUACGCUCAUCUUUCCCCAAACAACCAAACAAAACCGUCAAAAUGGCCGCUCCCGCGAACAAGACCAUCGGAGACCUCUCCGGCAAGUGGAUCAUGAACAAGUCCCUCUCCUCCAACGUCGACCCCGGCCUCAAGCUCCAAAACAUGAGCUACCUCACCCGCAAGCUCGUCACCUCCGUCACCCUCACCCUGGACAUCAAGCAAUUCUCCGCCCCGCCCUCCCCUCCCGCCGAAGCCUCGGCGCCCGCAGUCAUCCACAUCGAGAUCGAGCAGACCGGCACCGGCGGCAUGAAGGGCACUUCGGAAAAGCGGUGCCUGGACAACGUCUUCCGCGACCACAAGGACUGGCUGUUUGGACACGUCAAGGGGCAGACGCGCUGGGCCAAUGCCGAGGACGUGGAGGAGGAUGCCUUUUUGAAGAGCGGCUGGCUCGAGGGCGAGGAGGAGAAGAAGGGUCCUAAUGGCGAGAGUCAUGUUUUGUCUUAUGUGGAGAGCUAUGAUGAUGGAUGGACGGCUACGCAGGUGUGGGGGUUCAAGACGAUUGAGGGUGAGAGGAGGCAUGUGCGGAAUGUGGUGAUUGCGAAGGGGAGCGAGAGGGUGGAGUUGCAGUUGGUUUAUGAUUACCUUUCUUAAGUGCCCCGAGAGGGUAAUGGUGGUGGUCAUUUUGAGGUGUGUAUUGAUACCUAGCUAUGCGAUUUGCAAUUUUACGGAUUUGAAAGUAGUGCAUACUGAGCUUUGAGCACU